AUGGCUUCAAACGGCACCGGAGUGAAAAUUAAAGAGACCAAGUCCGCUUGGCGUAAUGGAACCGAGAAUAAUGUCGGUGUUGCUGAACUGUGGAAGGAUUUUACACAAAAUACCGGAUUUCAUGCGUUCAACAAAUUGAAUCCAGGCAGAAGUCUUAACAUUCGAUUUAUCUUAUGGUCACUGGUUAUCAUCGGCAUGUCGGCUUACCUCGUGUAUACAGUUAUUGCCGAACUAAAGAACUACUAUAGUUAUCCAAAGAUGGCAGAGUUCAGAGUCGAAAGGAAACAAGAGGUCGAGUUUCCGGCAGUUACAAUAUGUAACCAGUGUCCAUUGAAUGCUUCUGCCAUGGGUAUGGAUAAAACUCUGAGUAACUACUUCCUUUCCCAAACUGACUUCGGCAUCGCACUUAGGCCAAUCAACUGGAACGACACAACGACGUAUGGCGACUUCUACACUAGUGAACAUUCUCUUGAUUGGUGGAGAGAAAAGUAUGGUAAAAUUGAUGCGCUGGCUGUGAUGUGUAAGUUCCAAGGCGUAUAUAGGCUGUGUUCGGAGAUAUUUCAACCCGUGUUCACCGAGGUGGGGCUGUGCUACACGUUCAAUGGCAAUGUCAGCAACAAACGGAACGUGUCUCUGUCAGGGGCAGACUUCAACUUGGUAGUCCUACUUUUGGUUCAACAACAUGAGUAUGUUUACAAAGAACAAGCGUCUGCUGGUUACAAGGUAAAAUUAUUGUUAGCAAUAUAA
Messenger RNA from Gigantopelta aegis, 747 nucleotides. Its product is annotated as acid-sensing ion channel 5-like. Gene Ontology annotation, molecular function: ligand-gated sodium channel activity. Bases 1 to 747 code for a protein of 248 amino acids. The record is from RefSeq and is a predicted model, not a curated record. NCBI's taxonomy places the organism in Eukaryota, Metazoa, Mollusca, Gastropoda, Neomphalida, Peltospiridae. Gene Ontology annotation, biological process: sodium ion transmembrane transport. The transcript is spliced from 2 exons. Gene Ontology annotation, cellular component: membrane.